GUGAGAAUAACAAAUUUCAAGUGAAAUACUCCGACUCGAAGGUCUGCAAGAGUUUUUUGCUGGCCUGCUGUCCCCAUGAAAUCCUCUCAUCAACGUUCUAUUUCCAGAGUCUCUGGAAAAAGCAAUUCCAAUCAGAUCCAUUGUACAAUAUUGUUGCGAGUAUUGUCCGCUCAUAUGUCCGUGUUGUACUUGUCACUCUCACACGCGCGUUACUGUAAGUACUGAAAACUGAAAAGACGUACGUAUUACAUCUACAAUUUGAUUACCUUUUUACCAUAAUUCAAGUACUAGAUAUACAUACACACAUAUAUGCAUAUCUAUAUAUCUAUAUCUAUAUCUAUAUAUCUAUAUAUUAAUUCGAUAUAUGAGACGUAAAGGCAGGCGGGCUUUACUUCAGCCCCUCUACCGAUUUUUCUACACGGUGGCGAGGCUGAGUAAUGCCGAAUGAUAAAUUCCCAGACCCCCGAAAAGGCCUGUAAACAGUGAGUCGGUGAGUAGCGUCAUGCUGAUUCAUGAGACGAUGUCUUAAUGUCGCUUCUUACUAAUAAUGCCGUUUACGGCAGGUAGGAAUAAGAGAAGUUUACUUUGAGAAUGUGUGUGAGAAAAAAAUAUAUCAUCCUGUGGAAGUAAAGGGUGCAGGAAAUGAAGCAGUGAUCUCACACGCGCUGUGUGUGUGUUGAUAAAAUGCAAACUCUUCGAAUGAAGAACGUGGGGAUCUCUUCGGGGAUCGUCUCGCGAUAUUUAGCUUUGGCAAUUUGCAACACCCAAACGUGUCGACAAGAAAAAAUGCGAGAGGUAGCAUGACGCAGAGAGAUUAGGUGGAGAUUAGUACAACAAGUGCCAGGUCCAUUAGAAAAAUUUCCUACAACCAUUGGAUGUGUACGUAUUGAAUCAGUUUCUUUUCUAAAAAUCCGUUUAGCAGCCAAUAAGACGUAAGACACGAUUCUCGUGUGCCGUACGUAAAAUAGUAUAUUAAAUCAUUAUAGGCUGUAAGUUCUCUUUCGUAGAAAAAAAAGUGAAACUUAUAAAACUUUAUAAAACUUAAAAGAUGUGUGCUGAUUAUAGCUUCAUUGCCGUCGCAUUCUCGUGUCAGGCGGAGAACUGUUGCCACCCUGUAAGUGAAAACAACAAACUAUUUAUCUGUAAAACAAAAACUGCAUUUCCUACUUUAUACGCGAUCGAUUGACGAUCGGAUCGCUUCAUUAUUGUACAUUCUAUCCUAGCUCGUGCAGGAAGACGAACUGACGUCUCUCCGUGAAUUCACGUAAAAUGAGAGAAACUAAAAAAAAAGCCUAUUGGGACCGUCUUAUCCUAAGGAUACAGGCGAUAUAAGCUCUCAGAAUUUUUAUCGUGUAUCAUCUCUGUCUCUCUCCUAGAUUAUCGAUUCAUGCUAAUUUCCAGUCGCGGUACCGCGACCAACGCAUGGACCUGGGAGAAUGCCCCCAGAUUCACGACUUGGCCCUACGGGCUGACUACGAGGCCGCGCAAAAGAAAAGGGAUCACUUUUACGACAUUGAUGCGAUGGAACAUCUUCAAAAUUUCAUCGCCGACUGCGAUCGUCGUACAGAACAGGCCAAGCAGCGACUGGCGGAGACACAGGAGGAGCUGAGUGCAGAGGUAGCGGCAAAGGCAAACAGCGUCCACGUGCUCGCCGAGGAGAUUGGUAAGAAACUAGCCAAGGCUGAACAGCUAGGCGAAGAAGGUUUUGUCGAGGAAUCGAUGAAAUUGAUGGGCGAGAUCGAUGAGUUGCGUAAAAAGAAGAAUGAAGCAGAACAAGAGUAUCGAAACAGCAUGCCGGCGUCAAGUUACCAGCAGCAAAAGCUAAGAGUGUGCGAAGUGUGCAGUGCCUAUCUUGGCAUACAUGACAACGAUAGACGAUUAGCGGAUCACUUCGGCGGAAAGUUGCAUCUCGGCUUCAUUAAAAUCCGCGAAAAGCUCGCUGAACUUCAGAAGACUGUCGAGGAAAGGCGUAAGGAAAAGCGCGAAUCCAUGCUUGACAGGAGACGGGACAGAGACAGGGAGGACCGUGAUAAGGAUCGUGAUCGGAACCGCGGAGGAUUGGGCUACAGGGAUCGUGAACGUGAUCGUGAUCGCGACCGUGAGCGCGACCGUGACCGUGAUCGCGAACGCGAUCGGGAUCGUGAUCGCGAUCGCGAACGCGAUCGUGAGCGUGAUCGCGAUCGGGAGCGCAGAGACAGAGAGAGGAGAAAGUCACGAUCUCGUAGUCGCAGUCGUGGAAAAAGAUCAAAACGUUCCCGAAGUGGUAGCCACAGUCGUCGAUCUCAUUCUCGCCGCAGUGGAUCUAAUGACCGUAAGAGAUAAAAGACAGUAUAAAAAUUAUGCUCAAUCAUUUAUUUUUUCUCUUAUAUGUGUACUUUUGUACAUGUAAUGUGUAAUUACACCUCGUAAUUACGUGUGUACGAAUUUUCGCGCUGAACAGUUAUCUAUAGCAAAUGUGAUGCUCUGUAUUGACGUAAACUUUGUACAUUACUCGUCACUUGAUAUUGAUACUAUUUAUGCAGAAUCUACUCUUAUUAAACUUUA
Camponotus floridanus (Florida carpenter ant) is the source of this 2544-nucleotide messenger RNA. Its product is annotated as putative RNA-binding protein Luc7-like 2. Lineage: Eukaryota; Metazoa; Arthropoda; Insecta; Hymenoptera; Formicidae. The transcript has 6 exons. The record is from RefSeq and is a predicted model, not a curated record. Gene Ontology annotation, cellular component: U2-type prespliceosome; U1 snRNP. Gene Ontology annotation, biological process: mRNA splice site recognition. The coding region runs from base 1423 to 2322 and encodes 299 amino acids. Gene Ontology annotation, molecular function: mRNA binding.